AUGAGCUUCAGCGUUGCGGGCAUGGAGAAGGAGCGCGGCGCGGCGGCGGCGGUGGAGGAGAUCCGGCGCCUACCGGCGGAGGUCAACUGGGAGAUGCUCGACAAGUCCCGCUUCUUCGUCCUCGGCGCCGCGCUCUUCUCCGGCGUCUCCGCCGCGCUCUACCCGGCCGUCGUCGUCAAGACGCACCUGCAGGUCGCGCCGCCCCCGCAGGCCGCCGCCGCCACCGUCAGGGCCAUCCUCGGCCGCGACGGCCUCCGGGGCUUCUACCGCGGCUUCGGCGCCUCGCUGGCCGGCACCGUCCCCGCGCGCGCGCUCUACAUGGCCGCGCUCGAGGCCACCAAGAGCUCCGUCGGGUCCGCGGCCGUCCGGUUCGGCGUCUCCGAGCCCGCGGCGUCGGCGGUCGCCUCGGCCGCGGCGGGGGUCUCGGCCGCCGUCGCCGCGCAGGUGGUGUGGACCCCGGUCGACGUCAUCAGCCAGCGGCUGAUGGUCCAGACCUCCGCCGCCUGCCGCUACGCCGGCGGCGCGGACGCGUUCCGGAAGAUCCUCGCGGCCGACGGCGUCCGCGGCCUGUACCGCGGCUUCGGCCUCUCCAUCAUCACCUACGCGCCGUCCAACGCGGUGUGGUGGGCGUCCUACGCCAUGGCGCAGCGCUUCGCGUGGCGCGUGGUGGGCGCGGACCGCUCCGAAAGCUACCCGGCCCUGAUGGCCGUGCAGGGCGCCAGCGCGGCCGUGGCCGGGGGCGCGGCGGCGCUGGUGACCAUGCCGCUGGACACGGUGAAGACGCGGCUGCAGGUGAUGGAGACGGACGCGGCGGUGGCGCGGCCGACGCUGGGGAGCACCAUGCGGGGCCUGCUCAAGGAGGGCGGGUGGGCAGCGUGCUACCGCGGUCUGGGGCCGAGGUGGGGCUCCAUGUCGCUCUCCGCCGCCACAAUGGUCACCACCUACGAGCUCCUCAAGCGGCUGUCGGCCAAGGAGGGCUCCCUGGGCUAG
Triticum turgidum subsp. durum (durum wheat) is the source of this 990-nucleotide messenger RNA. NCBI's taxonomy places the organism in Eukaryota, Viridiplantae, Streptophyta, Magnoliopsida, Poales, Poaceae. The record is from the annotation of a GenBank genome assembly.